Limulus polyphemus (Atlantic horseshoe crab) is the source of this 729-nucleotide messenger RNA. RefSeq names its product tigger transposable element-derived protein 1-like. The record is from RefSeq and is a predicted model, not a curated record. The coding region runs from base 1 to 729 and encodes 242 amino acids. The transcript has a single exon. Gene Ontology annotation, cellular component: nucleus. Gene Ontology annotation, molecular function: DNA binding. Lineage: Eukaryota; Metazoa; Arthropoda; Merostomata; Xiphosura; Limulidae.
AUGCUAGAAUUGAAGUUAGAAAUUGUAAAAUGUGUGGAAGCUGGUGAAGGCCCCUCUGUGCUUGGUUGUCCCUACAACCUUGGCAAAUUAACUUUAUGCGCCAUUAAGAAGAAUGCUGAUAAAAUUAAUAGUUCAGUGAUACAGUCAAUACCACCAUCAGCAAAGAUGAUGACUAAAAUACGAAAUCCAUUGUUGGUAAAGAUGGAGAUGCUGGGACUUUGGAUUGAAGAUCAAAACCAGAAGAAAAUGAAUCUUAGUUUCAUCAGUAUUAGAGGUAAAGCUUUGGAAAUAUAUGAAUGCUUGAUCCAAGAAGAUGGUGGAGCUGAACAGCCCUUUAUGGCCAGUAAGGGCUGGUUUGCUAAAUUUAUUUACCAUCAGAGCUUGCAUAAUCUGAAGGUGACAGGUGAAUCUGCAAGUGCUGACCAUACUGCUGCUGCCAGAUAUCCAGAAGAAAUGAGAGAAAUUAUUGAAGCAGAGGGGUACAGCCCUAAGGAAGUUUCUAAUGCUGAUGAAACUAGGCUGUUUUGGAAGGAGGAGAAAGUAGCAUCUGGCUUUAAGGCAGCAAAAGAUAGGCUGAUACUGCUACUAUGUGGAAAAGCAGCAGGUGGCUUCAAGAUGAAGUCACUACUUAUAUACCAUUCCCUGAACCCUCAUCCUUUCAAAGGCCUUAACAAGAAAAUGUUGCCUGUGCACUGGACUGCCAACAAAAAGGUAUGGGUUACUGGCUAA